This is a messenger RNA of Pezoporus occidentalis (night parrot), 15694 nucleotides long. RefSeq names its product patched domain containing 1 (gene PTCHD1). Gene Ontology annotation, cellular component: plasma membrane; synapse. Gene Ontology annotation, biological process: chemical synaptic transmission; cognition. Bases 447 to 3191 code for a protein of 914 amino acids. The transcript is spliced from 3 exons. The record is from RefSeq and is a predicted model, not a curated record. Lineage: Eukaryota; Metazoa; Chordata; Aves; Psittaciformes; Psittacidae.
GGAAGGCGGCGGGGGCGCCGCGGAGGGCUUCCCGCGCCCGCCCCGCCUGCCGCGGCAGGGGGAUUAGUCAGCAGUCUGCGGGCAGCCCCGCUCCCGCGCAAACUCCGCGGUGGGGGCGGGGAGCGGAGGCGCCUGCCCCUUCCCGCGGCGAGGGGCGGCGGGGCCGCGGCGGCGGGGCUGCCCCCCCCACCUGCUGUCCGCGCCGCCGCUCCGCGGCCGCGGCGAGGGGCGGCGGGUUGGCAAGUGAGGCAAGGAGGCGCUGGAAACUCCUCCCGGGAACGGCGGCGUUGCGGGAGGACGAGCGCCCGAGCCGCCCCGCUCACGCAGCCGAGCGGGAGUGCACACACUCGCGCGCACACACCGCGCACACCGCACACUCGCGGCGGCGGCCCCCGGCCCCCCGCUGCCGCUGCCGGCAGUGAGGCGGCGCCCGGCGGGGCUGCCCCAUGGUCUUGCGGGGGCCGUGGGGGAGCUGCGGGGGCCCCGGCGCGGCGCUCGCCCUCCUGCGCGCCCUCCGCACUAGGAUGUUGCGGCAGGUCUUGCACAGGGGGCUGGGGACGUCUUUCUCCCGGCUUGGCCACUUCGUCGCCAGCCACCCAGUGUUCUUCGCCUCGGCGCCCGUGCUCAUUUCAAUUCUGCUGGGCGCCAGCUUCAGCCGCUACCAGGUGGAGGAGAGCGUAGAGCACCUCCUGGCCCCCACGCACAGCCUGGCCAAGAUCGAGAGGAACCUGGUGGACAGCCUCUUCCCGGUGAACCGCUCCAAGCACCGUCUCUACUCCGACCUGCAGACGCCGGGAAGGUACGGCAGGGUGAUCAUCACCUCCUUCCGCAAGGCCAACAUGCUGGACCAGCACCACACCGAUCUCAUCCUCAAGCUGCACUCUGCUGUGACCAGGAUCCAAGUUCAAAGACCUGGUUUCAAUUACACGUUUGCCCAUAUAUGUAUCCUGAACAAUGACAAGACAUGCAUAGUGGACGACAUAGUGCAUGUACUGGAGGAAUUAAAGGCUGCUCGUUCUUCUAAUCGAACUAAUUUUGCAAUCACUUAUCCGAUUACUCACUUAAAGGAUGGCAGGGAAGUGUAUAAUGGGCAUCAGCUUGGUGGGGUUACUGUGCACAGCAAAGACCGGGUGAAGUCUGCAGAAGCCAUUCAGCUCACCUACUACUUGCAGGCAAUCAACUCCUUGAAUGACAUGGUGGCAGAGAAGUGGGAAUCCAUUUUUUGUGACACUGUUGAACUUUUCCAGAAAUCCAACAGGAAAAUCAAAAUGUAUCCUUUCACUUCUUCUUCGCUGAAGGAGGAUUUCCAGAAGACAAGCAGGGUGUCAGAACGCUACCUGAUCACAAGCUUGGUCCUUGUGGUCACCUUGGCCAUUCUCUGCUGCUCCAUGCAGGAUUGUGUCCGCAGCAAACCCUGGCUUGGCCUGCUGGGAUUGCUGACUGUGACCCUUGCCACCCUGACUGCAGCUGGGAUCAUCAAUCUCACUGGUGGGAAAUACAAUUCCACCUUCCUGGGAAUCCCCUUCGUCAUGUUAGGUCAUGGUUUAUAUGGGACUUUUGAAAUGUUGUCCUCCUGGAGGAAGACUAGAGAAGACCAACACGUUAAAGAGAGGACUGCAGCUGUAUUUGCAGACUCCAUGCUCUCGUUUUCUCUCACCACUGCCAUGUACCUGGUCACUUUUGGAAUAGGUGCCAGUCCCUUCACUAACAUUGAAGCAGCCAGGAUUUUCUGCUGCAAUUCCUGUAUUGCAAUUUUCUUCAACUACCUCUAUGUACUCUCCUUUUAUGGUUCCAGCCUGGUGUUUACUGGCUACAUAGAAAACAACUACCAGCAUAGUAUCUUCUGCAGAAAGGUACCAAAGCCAGAGGUAUUGCAAGAGAAGCCUGCAUGGUAUAGGUUUCUUCUGACAGCUAAAUUCAGCGAGGACACAGAUGAUUCAGAGGAAACAAACACUUACGAGAGUCAUCUUUUGGUGUGGUUCCUGAAACGAUAUUAUUGUGACUGGAUAACAAACACUUAUGUCAAGCCUUUUGUAGUUCUCUUUUACCUUGUUUAUAUUUCCUUUGCCUUAAUGGGCUACCUGCAGGUCAGUGAAGGGUCAGACCUGAGCAACAUCGUAGCGACUGCGACACGGACUAUUGAGUAUACAACUGCCCAGCAGAAGUAUUUCAGUAACUACAGCCCAGUGAUUGGGUUCUACAUUUAUGAGUCGAUUGAGUACUGGAAUACCAGUGUCCAAGAGGAUGUACUGGAGUAUACCAAGGGCUUUGUGAGGAUAUCUUGGUUUGAAAGCUACUUAAAUUACCUUAGGAAACUCAACAUAUCCACUGGGUUGCCCAAGAAGAACUUCACUGAUAUGUUGAGGAACAACUUCCUGAAGACCCCUCAGUUUGCCCAUUUUUCAGAGGAUAUCAUCUUUUCCAAGAAAUACAACAAUGAAGUUGAUGUCGUGGCAUCCAGGAUGUUCUUGGUGGCCAAGACAAUGGAAACUAAGAGGGAAGAACUUUAUGACCUCUUGGAGACCCUGAGGAAGCUCUCUCUCACCUCCAAGGUGAAAUUCAUUGUUUUCAAUCCAUCAUUUGUGUACAUGGAUCGUUAUGCUUCUUCAGUGGGAGCACCCUUACAAAACUCCUGCAUUAGUGCUUUAUUUCUGCUCUUCUUCUCUGCAUUCCUCGUGGCAGACUCUCUGAUCAAUGUCUGGCUCACUCUAACUGUUGCCUCAGUUGAAUUUGGAGUUAUAGGUUUUAUGACCUUGUGGAAAGUGGAACUAGAUUGUAUUUCUGUGUUGUGCUUAAUUUACGGAAUUAAUUACACAAUUGACAACUGUGCUCCACUGUUAUCAACCUUUGUCCUGGGCAAAGAGUUCACAAGAACUAAAUGGGUGAAAAAUGCCCUGGAAGUGCAUGGGGUAGCUAUUUUGCAGAGCUACCUCUGCUAUAUUGUUGGUCUGAUUCCUCUUGCAGCUGUGCCUUCAAAUCUGACCCGUACACUGUUCAGGUGCUUGUUUUUGAUAGCAUUAGUCACCUUCUUUCACUGCUUUGCCAUUUUACCUGUGAUACUGACUUUCCUGCCACCAUCCAAAAAGAAGAGGAAAGAGAAGAAGAAUCCUGAAAACCGUGAGGAAAUAGAGUGUGUUGAAAUGGUGGAUAUGGAUAGCACCCGAGUGGUUGACCAAAUUACAACAGUCUAACUUGUUUGUUUGUUGCUUUUUUUACACUAGGUCUUACUGAGGAAAAAGAGGAAAAAAAAAAAUAAGAAGAAAGAAACCAGUAGUGACUAAAUAUCUGAGGACAGGAAGGGGUUUGGAUGUUUUCCUUCUCCCCACCCCCACCCCAAGCUAAAUCCAGGAAUAUUCAAAAUGAUGGGAGAAAUUAGAAUUUAUUUUUUUUUUUAAAGAGCUGGGGGGAUUGUACCUUGCUCAGCUCCUGUAACAGGUAUUACGAGAGAAUUUGCACACACAUGCAAGGGGGGGGGGGGGUUGAAUUUCAGACACAUGAAGUAAGAUCUAAUGAGAGAAGUUGGGUUCUUAAGCAGCUCUCUGCGUGGUCUGUACUGCAGAUGCUGCAAUUAUUGUGGCUAAACCCAAUCAGACUGAAAGGUCAACUGUCAAGGCUGAAGUAGCACUAAAUGUUCGCUGGAUGUAAAGGCUUUACAAACUUUCUGCACAGCAAUAACUCAAGUCAGUGAGUCAGCUCUUAUAGGUCUUAGCCAUCACAUUUAAUUUUUCUUUUCUCCCCUAAUUUAAACAUUUAUGCAAGACUGUGUAAAAGAUAGCAAACUGUACUGGGAAAGAAGGCACAGCAACCAAAUGCUUUCCAAACACUUUCAUGUUAAAAAUCACAUUUUUCUCCCAAAAAUAACAUUAUUUGAAAAUGUAAAUCAUCCCUUGUAACAUUUUUAAUCAUGGUUUUAUAGUGGUUUCUUUUUCUUAUAAAACCAAAAAAGAACAAAAAAAGAAAAAGAAAAAAAAUCCCAGUGGCUCUGUCACUCUAGGAAAAUAUGUAACUUUAUUUUAUACAUGUCUCGCUACUAGUUAAACAUGUAAUCUGCUUUACCAACUGUAAUUUUGUUAGCACUCUACUAACACAUGAGUGUAUCUAGCAGCAGACAGAAGAUGGUGUACUGAAUAUUUCAGCACCGACAUCCAUGACAAAAACCUCAAAUAUUAAAAUGUCAUCAAGAAAGUGAAUGUUAGGGCUCUUCUAGUGAGAGCCUGUUUCAGGCCAUUCACUGGUAAUGCACACUAAGAGGAUUAGUGGGUAGUUUUGCAUAAUGUAUAACUUAAUCCCUCUAUCUUCCUAGUACCUGUAAAGCAAUAGACCUUGCAGCUAUGGGCUCUUCCAAAAGACAGUCGACCAUCAGAGUUGUAUGGAAAACACCCAAGGUUAGGACUGCAGUUUAGCAGCUGUUUAGCACAAGUUUAACAACGUCUCCAAAGAGCCCAUAUCUAAGGGGCCUAUUGAAAACACCACAUCUGAGAGAAGGAAAAAAAAACAAACAAACAAACCAAAAUUAUAAAUAUUGCAUUACUGAAUCUUUUUGGAGCCGUGAGUUCUAAACCAAUAAUUCUGUCAGCAUCUGUGAUGUGGAGUAAUACAGAUAAAGCAGCAUCUCGUUCCUCCUCUACCCCCUUCACCCUUAAGAGCAACAGGUUCAUUACACUAAGGUUUUAUCAUGAGGUUGAACCCCAGUGGGGUUAUAGAAGCCAAUUCUGUAGGUUUUGCUGAGAGUACUCCAACUAUACAUUGCUUGUCAAAACCCAUUUGCAGAAAGCUGGCUGGUGUCUCAUGAAUAUACAAUGUAUGGACCAUUGCUUUUUGGUUCAAGAUGAAUGUAUUGCAACCUGACUCCUUUUUACAGCUCACCCAGAAAAUAAGAGCACUGGAAAAGUUUUCAGCAGUUGACACAGUGUUUGCCUCAAUAACAGCAUCUGGAGCGUAAAGGGAUAAUUCAGGAGCAAUGGGGCUCGGACCUGUGGGAGUGCUAUAACUCAGGAGGCUGCCUGUUCCCCAUGCAGUGGUUAGUACAUACCACAGGGUCACAAGCCCAGGGUAUGCUUCAUUGUAUGAAACUUCUUUUUAGCAUCCAAUCCCAGUGAUCCCCCAAAACACACGGUGCAAAACCCACAAAUGCCACCUAGUGAAUAUUCAUUUUCAAGCAAAGAGAUACUUCUGAAGCUUCCUCCCUAGCAGAAAAUAAGAUAACCAGAUAUUUUGUCCUGAAGCAACAUGUUACGCACUGGUUAGCAAAACAAGUCGGCGGUGCAGCUGGCAACGUUUAUUUUCCCCUGGAUAAUACCCUUCUCUGACCAGAAGGAAAGGAAGCUGUGUCCAGGAACGCACAGGCUGUUUGCUUGAACAAACAACGUUUGCUGCUGGGAAGCUGUAAUAACUUCAGCCUUGUCAGAAAACAGGCGGACACCUUGAACACAGCCAAAUGAAGUUGAGGCUACAGGAAAGAUCUGUUUCCCCUGUUUUCUUUAGACUCAGGCCUGGGCCUACGUUUUCCAGCCAAAAAUCUUUCCUUAAAUAAUACUUCACUGCAGAUUUUAUGUUAUGGUUAUUAUGUCAUUUGAAUAACAGUCACCUUAUCUCCUGGCUGUCAACAGGCAGCUGCAGUGGCUUUUAAACUUCUGAGGGCAUUAGCAAAUUAGUUGAGAGUUACAGAGGAAUCACAAAACGCUUUUGGCAGCAGCAAUCUACUGGCUUGUGGGACAGGUGGAACUAGGAGAUGUGUGAAAGAGGUUGUUUGUACACUGCAGAGAAGAAUACAUGGCUAAUGCUGAUUUUACACCUCUGCUAUCCCUGAUGCUAUCACUUGCAAACAACAGACCCAAAGAUGGCUACCAUAAACCUCUUUACGUCUAAUUGAAAUGCAUAGAUAGGAGCAUCUUGAAAGAGAUGUCCAAAGACAAGCUUGUAGUUUCACAGAUCUCAUUAAAUCUCAGCAUGUGAGGCCUUCAGAGAUCUUCAGAGAAAGGUGAUAAAACCAAUGAUAAAGUUACUUCUCUAUCUCCAAACCUGUCACAAAAAGGAUGUGGAGGCACUCCUAUGGCAAAUUGCCACAGGGCGUGCCUGGGAGUCCACAGAAGACAGGGUGAGCAGACAUGCAGCCCAUUUCCUUUCCCCCAGGCAGAGCAUGACAUGUAAAUCCUUUCUGAAGAAUGCUUGUCCACCCCGUUCCUAAAAAUCUUUAAAGGCAGAUUCCUCCCCCCAGUGCCAUGUUACCCCAUUGGUAACUAGUAACUCCUGCUGUUUGUCUUGUACUGGAACGGGGAAGACAAGCUGUGCCUCUGCGCAGAGUGCAACAGGACAGGCAGGAGGCAGUCUGUGAAGCUUCCCCUAAGCAGAGCCAAAAACAACAACCAUACGUUUUUCACUGUGUUUCACCUCAAGCUGCCAGCCUACUCCCCACCUCCAGGCUUAGUGAGGUAAAGCCAUGAAAAUGGCCAGACGUAGUACUCAGCCCAGAUCUGUUUGAUUUCUGCCUGAAUCCUGAUGUACCUGAGCGAUGCACCAAAUACUCCUUCUUUACAGGAGAGGCUUGAAUACCUCAACACAAACCAGAAACGGCAUGUUCUCAAGGUUUCAGACUAUGCUAAGCCACUUUGGCCUUCCUCCUCUUUGACUUUUUCCCCUAGAGCUAUUAUCUUCACCAAAGUCAAUUGGUCCUCACCGCGCCAAUUGAUUAAUAGGUGCAGAUACUGUGCUCUGUUUCAGUCCAAAGCUACCCCAGUGGCUAACUGUGCAUAAGAUUUUAUCCUUACUGGUGAACCUUCAUUUUGGAAGACUACCUAGGCUUAAACAGUUUUUUUGUCAUACUCUUAAGUGGCUUUUUAGCCCAGGUAUCACUGUGGUUUUAUUUGCAAUACAGAUGACCCAAUUUUUGUAUAAAUUCAGAGAGUAGAACAGAGUAUUAUACACUGUCAGGCACUGAUUAAAAUGUAACAGCAAAAGUUUAAGCUAAGGCUAACAAGACUGUAUGGGACUGUGGCUCACUGGCCACAUGUAUCUUCUACAAACAUUACAGUUUCCAUACAGUAAGAUAUAGUGUACAGUAUAUUUUUACUAUGGGGUAAGCAUAGGGAAAAAAAAAGAACAGCCUAAGUGCAUAUGAUCAUCAAGAUCAGUCCAGUUUUCUUGUAACGUAAUUCCUAAUGUUGUCUUAGCACAAGUUCAUUUUCGAUUUACAAGUAUUCUAAUUGGAGGAAAAAAUGAAUAGAGAAAAGUUGGUAUAACUGGAAUAACUGUGCUAUAAAAAUUAAUUUAUGAAGCCAGAAUUUUCUGCCCAAAGCUUUACAUGAAAGUGUUCUAGUUAGAUUAAAAUGAGAACUGUGAAGGCUGAGAAAAAGCUAUCUGGCAAAGAAAAAGAACUUUUUUUCCAAAGACAAGCAAACACAUUUAUCAUGGUCAAUUGCAUGAACCUGGAGAGAAAACAGUACCUGAGGUUACAUUGAGCCACGUGAGGAUUCACAUCUCCUCUCAGAAGCUUUCUGAGCCAGCACUGAAUUCAGGUAAAAUGUGUACUAUAAAUUGAAAGGUGCACUUUUAAAUGCUCUUCUCUAGGCUGACUGUCCUAUGAGCUUCCAGAUCCCACCUCAGCCAACAUCUUGUUUAUUUUUAUUCCAAGAGAAAAACAAACCAGAGUGGCAGCACAACUGGGCAGAGUUCAGUCGAGUCAGAAGGAAGACUAUGCCUUCCCUUGAAAACAGUGAGAAAGACAGAAACAGCUCUUUAGCAAGUGGGCUUUGUGGGAGAACUGAUUGCUUCAAAAAUUAGCAAACUGGUGUUUGCUUAAUUGUUAACUUUUGAAGCAGAUAGUAUGUUCAAGGAGGUGCAGGGAAGCAAAGCAGGGUUAACAGGAGUUAGCCUGGAGUUCACUAUAGACCCCCAAUUACAUUAGCUACUCUUGUGUGCCUGGGGGUGCAGAGGGGCAGGGACAGCUCUGUUUUGUGGGCAUGGGAGAUGCCUGACCAGCCGCUGCGACAGGGUCAUUUCCCAUGUCCCUGUCCCACAGUCCAGCCUGGCAGCUCUCAGGGCAUGCACAGCCAGCAGCAUGCAGGUGCUCCCAUGCGCACACAGGUAGCUCCUCAUGUGCCUCAUGUUACGACAGUGCUGCUGGGUUUUGCUGAGCCAGAACAUGCAUGAUAAGGCACAGGCUCCAUGGGAAGACACUUUCUGGAAGACCCUGGUUAGAAAGGAUUACUCACAGCUUUCUCCCCUCCACCCCGGCCUCUAUGGGUGUUAAAACCCCGAGACAUACAAAUCAAGUUGUACAAUUAGCUAUGUAGGGGCAAAGUAUUUCUUCCCUGCAUUUAUCACUAAAACUACUUGUCAUUUAUUUUCUUAUAAAUAUUUAGAAAUAAGUAAGCCUUCCUGGUGUACACGCAAGUGCGAUGAGAACAGGGCAUGGAAGGAAGAGAGCCCCUUCUCCUCCCCAAAGGUGGGCAGUAUCUUCCACCCAUAGGCCAGGCACCACACCAUCACUGCAGGGCACCCCCAGGGGUCCCAGCCCAGUGCAGGUGCAGGGAAACCUUAUCUCCCUUCACCCCCUCCCCAGUCUCAUUAGAGAACAGGGAGGAGCUCCUCUAGCUCCAAACUGUGGGGGUGUUUAGAGAAAGACAUGGCAAAAGCAUCCCGGGAAGGAAUUCAAACACAUAUUCCUCCCCAUGGUACAUAGGCUGGGGCAGAGCAGCAUGCCCAGCAUGCCACCACUCACCUUAUCGUGGUCCUGGCACAGCUUCCUGCCUAGAGAGAGGGCACCUCAGCAUCACCUGUGGCUGCCCGGGGCAGCCGCUUCUCAGGCAAGAGAUGGUCUGAUGUCAUUGGCGUUCUGCAAGUCAUCAUCCUUUUUUAAUUUGAAUAAAGGAAAAAAAAUCAGCAUAAAUAAUUCUAAAUUAUUUAAAAUCCAAGAAGUCUUAAUCUGUGCGUCAAAUAAAUGGCUUGCAAGAUGUCAGGGGUUUUUGUUUGGGAUUUUUUAACCUAUUUUUACUAUUUUUGUAUUAAUUUAGGAAAAAAAAAUUGUAUAAUGAAUCUCAAUGUAUAGCAUAAGCCUAAAAUAAAAUGGCUGUCUCUCUCUUUGCUUCUUGUGCUCCCAAACUGCUAUACAAGUCCCAUGCCAUCACCACCCUAACAAACUGAUUUGCCUGGCCUAAUCCAAAUAAUCACUCUGUGCACCCUUUCCAACAUCAGAGAGGGGUGGUGGAGCAGCUCAGGGGGAGCAGCAGCAUCCCGAAGACAAAGGGUGCCCUUCUUCUUCAGUACUCCCUGUUGUCCUGGGCUGCAUAAUGCUCAGCAGCAAGCACAGGGAAAAUGCAUUCACUUCACAUCUGUUCAUUUCCAUGUCAGUGGGAUCCAAACCCUUUUUGCAGGUUGUUCCUAGCUAAUCCAUCUAGGAAACUCAACCUAAGCAGGCGACCAACAUAUAAGGUAAAAUCUCAAACGGAUUUGAUCAAAAAUUUAGGGUUAUCUGCUCAAACAAGAACUAGACCUACUGAGAUCUGGUAGGUAGACCUGAAGUAUUACUAUUAAACAGAAUUCUUACUAUUAAAAGUUUUCAUAUCAACACCUUAGCAUCCACAAACUUAGGAAGCCACAUUAUCACUGAAAGACCCACCCCCUUGCUUCCCAGCAGAACCACAGCUGCUGGCCCAGGAUCUUCCCAUAACAGUGAUAUAUCAUACUUUUCCCACAUCCAGGUAGACCACCCUUUUACACCUUUUUGUCAUAUUUUGGAGGAGAGCAGCAACCCUGAACCAACUGGUUCAAUGAAGAAGCAAACCACCAUGGCUAGAGCUAAGGGUGAUAUUUGCAGAUGCUCUGUUACACCUGGUUGCAGCAAUUAAAUAAGAAGCAGUUUACUGUAAAAAGCAGGUGAGCCAGACCAAAACCCAGUCACUGCAAACAGCAGCAGGCCUGAGAACUAAUGGGCUUCUGCCUGCCAAGGGCUUUUGGCCGCUUUAGUUUAGUGGGAAGUUUGGGUCUGCAAUCUAAAGGUGACUCCUAUCACCUGUUACAGGUCCUGGUUUUGUCCCUUCCAGUCACUGUUUCUUGUGUUGCCUUAAAUUCAGGAUCCACAAGCACUAUUUCCAAAAAUUCUGGCUGAAAGAGAAAAUCAAAUUACAUCUAUUUUCUAAUUGCUAACCUAAUGUAAGAGACGCUACAUCUAAGCGCCGCAUCGGAGCUAAGGGGGCAAAACUCCCAUACAAGACUGGUGUGCCUCAUUUGUCUGUGUUAGUAAGAGCUCCUUCACACAGUUCUCCAUAGAUUUAAUUUACAAAAAUCAGGCUUUUCAAAUGUUUAAUCAGUAUAUUUUAUUCUGAAAAAUCAUCAUUAUGUGUAUAUUCAAAUUAGAGGCAUGUUAAGUCUGAUUUUUUUAGGUUACCGAGAAAUACAGUUGAGCCCAACAAUCAUUCACAAAUGAGAUGUCUGAAUUCCAUGUGUACUUCUUACACUGCUGCAUGCAAAUCAGAAUAUUCCAAAAUACCACGUUUCCUUAUUUGUACCACUAAUUUGCACACAGAAACUAAGCAGGAAUUACAGACUCAAAACAGUGAUGUGUGCUCAUGUUUACAUACACUGUAAUUAUCACUUAAAGGUACAAAGAUGAAUGAAUUUACUGAGGAGAACAGGAUUUGUUUUGCCGACUUCAGCUUGCUGGCAGAGAAUAACUGAAAUAUAUGCCAAGCACCUACCUAGAAGGAACUGGGGAAUAAGACAUCUAACAGUCCUUCAGCAGAACAAGAGUUCACUUAAAAAUUUAUACAUAUGGGAAAUGUAAGAAUUAUGUUAAAAGACCUUUGUAGCUGGGUAUCUGGACUAUAUGCGAUAGAGUACAUUAUAAAUAAAUGCAGAAUAUUUUACUUUGAUUCUCUUUGCCCACACUCGGUCCUCUUAAAUAUGUUCUAUUCUGUGAGCAGGCAUACUUUCGAGUAAGACUGACACUUGUCUUCCUGGAAAUUGCCAAGUUGCGCAGGUGAAGUUUGCUGGAAACAAAAUUUUAAAUGUAUACAAACAAAUUGAUGCCAGAAAACACAAUUUGCAGAAAACAUGCCUUCACAUACUGAUUAUAUUUCAUAAUAAGCAAUCUGUUCACUGAUGCUACAAGUAAAAAUGAUUUCAUAUUUGUCAUCUAUAUUCAGAAAAAUGAGAUACCCCACUAAUGUAUAUAUAGUACAUACACCCCCACACCAAUUAUGUAUUUUUUUAUACGCCCAGCUCAAGUUGGCUCCAUAUAAAGAGGAGGAAAAGCCAACCCAGCAACAUAGUUGAAAGCUAGUAGGAAGAAUAGUUUAGCUGUCCUGAAAUUAGUAAUGAUUCAGCAGGGGAGGAGCGGCAGAGAAGUUGAUGAGGAGUUUAGGAAUAAAGAAGCUAGCUGCAGAAAUGCAAAGCUGUUAGAAAGGGAAAUACUCAGGUUUUAUUGUGUCAGGCAGAUGGGAGAGUAAUGAUAUAAAAACCUCAGAGUUGCAAAGGCAAGGAAGGGCUAAGGUAGAAUGAGGAGUGAGCAAAAUUAUGUGUGCAUAUGGAAGAUUUGCAGCUGUACUGUGUGUGAAGGCUGUCUAAUAAAAGACAAGAGUCUGUCCAUGUAUGGAAAAUAAAAAUUCACAGCUGCCUAAUUAUAUGAAUUCAGAUAUAGAUUCGGUACCUCAUUGCUUUGGAAUAAAAGGUGGGUAUCAUUCAUAAUCUAAUCUGGAGCCCAGAACUGAAGACUUUAGCAUGAUAUAUAUAUAAUAUCAUACAGAAAAAGAGAUCAGUCCAACGGAUUCUGGCUUGUAACUCACUAAAAAAUAACAAAUGGGCCCUCACUUUUUUAUUGCAACUCUUACCUAGAGAAAAGCAGACGACUUAACGCUUCUGAAAUAGCCAUAUGUUCUGAUAAAAUGCUUAUAUGUUGGAGGGAGUCAUUUUGUUUUCUUUUGAAGAUGAGAUCAGUUUUCUUUCUGGACAAAGUGAGCCCUCAGGCACUUUACCUACAGUGAGAAGUGGGAAAUGCUGGCUCUUUUAAAGUGAUUCCUGAGUCAAGAACAUCUGCAAUUGAAUUCCUCUCUUCUCUUUCCUCUCAGUGUGCUACUGCAAACUGCUCCAGACUUGCCUGUUGACAGUUUUACCAAUCAGUGUACGUUACCCCUGGGUGCAAGAGAGGUGGGAUUCUGCUGAGCCUCUCCUGGUGUUGGCUCCAGGGGCAGUAGCCACAUUACAAUUCCACAAUUAUUCCUGUUCAUUAGCCCCUCUGAUGGGAGUCAUUUCUGGCAAUAGUUUGGAUCUUACUGCAGCAGCUAUCACAGGAAAGCCAGCAACAUUUUGCUGCUCUGACAUGCCUCUGGCAUAUGCAAGUGACAUAGCAUAUAUUAUUACAUCUAGAAAGGAGAAGCAUUCAAAGCUCAGUGUCAGGACAUCAUAUUAUACUUAAUAUCACCAUCUCUGCGGAUGUUAUACAGCAGAUUUAUAAUACCAAAGUUGCAAAAAUAGGGAGAAUAAAGAGAGUGAGAGAGAGAACACCAUUUAAACUAACCUUCAGCACUCUCCAAACCUCUCCAUCAAAGGAAGAGUUACUGACUCGCAGUCAGCGGUGACACCAAGCCUGAAGAAUCUAAUUUUUAGGAAAAAGGUUAAAAGAACUGGCUUAGAAAGGGGAAAUCUGGAGCAGAGAUAUGUGACUUCAGAAUUAUGGAAACGAUCGCUAAGAUCGGUGAGUUCCUUUUUUUGCCCAGUGUGUGCUUCAAAAGCCAAGAUCUCAGAGUACAAAAUGUUUGAAGUGAAAAGCAAAUAAUAAAUUUAUGGAGAACAUUUCACAGGUAAAAAUGAGCCAUGCAUGUUGGAAACUAGAAAGUCAAGGGAGACAAAAAGCUGACUCAGAUGAAAAAUGCCUUAGUUUAUUGUAGAUAACUCCAUAAAAACCUGCACAAAAAAAUCUCCCAAAUGUACUCACAGUCCUGAGAGCUCUUCAGGUGGUCUGUUCCAGCAACAGGCUGAAAAUAAGGUAAGAGUUUUAAAUUAUUGACAACUGCAAGAAACAGAUAUAAACUGAGAAACUUGGGUAAGGGAAAAAUGGGAAAAAAAGAUGGGAAAAGUACUUUAAUGAUGUACUCUUUGUGUACAUCAGCACCUCUCCACAGACAUCACAGGAGUUAUAGCUAGGAUCAUUUGUUUAAAGCACUGCCCAUCACGUUCCAGACAACUGUUUUAGUCUUCCUCUUGAAGCCAAAGGCUGAGUUUUGUUUUGUCAGUUCAUAUUCUAAAGUCAGACAUUCCCUCUGACACUGCCUGAGUGCCUGAGGACCCAGGACACAGCGGCAAGAACAGACCACCAUGGUUACAAUGGGAAAAAACCCAUACCCAAGCUACUGCAGGGCAAAGCUUUGUUAGUUCUUCAUCAAAAAGCAGUGCUAAAGAGGGCAUUCAUAUUUUUAAUGUUCUUUAAAAGCUUACAAGAAUAAUCGGCCUCUGUGGUGCUCUGUAGAUGUGCUAAGACGUACAUGGGCUCUGGAUGCCAUCCAGGCAUAUUUAUGCUUGCGCUUUUCCAGUGCUUGGUAGCCUUCAGCCUUUGGAUCUAUGCCAUACAGCUCUUCUGAGAUUCAUAUUGCAGGCUUUGUUGAGAUAACUGUUUGGUGAAAGAUACUUUGUUUAGCUCAAACAAAUCUUUUUAAAUAUGAACUGUUUUAUUCACACCAGAAGGUUUUCCACAACUGCCAUCUCUAUCCUCUGUUAGUACCUUCGGAAAUGAAGGUGGCCAGAGCAGGAAGAAGAGAAUUGGAAAGCAAGUGAAAGUCCCAUUAUUUUUGCUAAGUAGCAGCUGAUUUUAUGAGGCUCAAUUACCUGUGAUUUUAUGAGGCCCAUUUUCCACUACCAAAUUUUUGAAAGGUGCUCAAUAUUUCCACUAUUAAGCCAGGAGGAACUAUGGGGUUUCAGUAUAAUCCAAACAGAACAUAACAGCUGGCUUCAAAACAUGCUGCCCAGUGGAAAUAAAAUGCUGGAAGGAAGAGGAGAGGAGGAUAGGGUUGUUGAAUUUGAAACUGUCAGCAGAAAAUACUGGGAUUUCUUUAAAAAGUUCACAUUUUUACCUUUGUUCUGAUAGGAAAGUCUUACUGAGUCUGACAAAUUUGAAGCAUAUGAAAUCAUCUACAAAAACUUCUGUGCAGGAGGAGAGAGGCAGAAAGUGAGCUGAGAAAAUGUAUCUUUUCUGACUUACUUCUUUAAUGUGGCAGACUUGUCACAGAGCCAGGUAACAGCGGUAUGCCCCAUAUCAAAUCAGUAGGGUACCUGUGCUUGGAUACAAUCAUUUUAUAGAACAGUAAAGUGGUAAAUAGUUCCCCAGUAAGGCAGAUAAUCACCAACCUUAUUUCAAAAUGCUGCCAAAGUGAAGGAAGGUAUUGAGGUAUUGAGCUCUAAAUACAUCAGCCAGGGUCAAAUGAACUGCAAGUGAGCAGCACUUCAAAGGAAAGCAAUAGGAAAUGCAAACAAUAGCAAAAAACAGAUUUGAAUGCAGAAUUAUCUAAACAUUACCAUAAAACCUCCUGAUAGAGGCAAAAUAAAGUCAGGCAAAAAUCAUCAAAAUCCAGAACCCUCUCUACAGUUUUUAACUUGUUGGUAUGGUUUACAUGUCACCAGUUCCCUGGAGCUCACACGCCAUUCAAAACCAUAAUUGUUUCUUUAGACAUAGUUUCCAUCAACAUACAUUAAGUCACCCAGUGAGCAAACGUAAACCAUACUUAGGUGGCAAAUCAUUGAUCUCAAGUAGUCAAGGAUCAUCCUUUAUGGUUAUCCCCAUUCCUAAAAUGCGUAUCAAAUACAUGUAUUUCACAGAAUAAUGAAAAAAAAAUCUAUACAAAUUCUAAUCUACCUGAAAAAAAAACAAUUUGCUUUAACUAGGCCAAACAAAAUAUGAAAAUUGUUCCCAUCAAAUAUUUUUAUAAGCUCUAAGUGUGAAGCAAAAGUAGCUCUGUUCAAGCCUUCUGAAGAGAAUUAGAGAGAAUGAAUGUGAAAAAGCACAUAGAGUACAAUUUAAAGAAGCACCAAGCAAAUCAUGACCAGAGCAUAUCUAUAAAACCUUGGCAGUUGACCUUCACUGGGUGAGAAUGGUGAGUGGUUUGGAGAAUUAGCAUUUCAUCAAGUGGUAUAUUUUUACCCUUAUCAAAAUAUGACCCAGCGCUUCAGGUAAAAACUGAUCAUGCGAGGUUUGUCCAUUUGCCUGCUCUCAGUGAGCGUGAAAAAAAAUUGUAUUCCUAAAUGAACUGUGAUCUCUGCCGACUUUGAUUACUUCAGAUAUAUUUCUGUAACUGCUAAGGGGAAGAAAAUCAGAAAUAAAAGUGCUCUAAACCUUUAAUACCUUUUCUUUUGCUGAGAGUCUAUCCUGCCCCUCCCAUUAGCUUAUUCUGCUAUGCCAAACCUCUCUUACAAAAUUCCCCAAUUUUGGCCAAUUGGCUCAAGCGCUCCCCUAAUAUGCUCUUGCAAUUGUAAGCACUCAGGGGUUCCACUAAAAGGGUGGCUGGAUGCAGCUUCAGGACUAAUUGUAUCCUAUGAGUUAUAGAAUUAUGCACCAACAGCUAAAAGGACACAAUUACAAGGUGGACUAUUGUGACACACACUGUGUAAUGUCAUACAAUCAAAUGCAAUGUUUAGUAAACAUGAACUUCUUUGUCAUUUUGUAUUUAUUUAUACAGGUUUAAAAAAAAAAUAAAGCACACAUUUAAAAAUA